AUGGAGGCCAUGUUCCGGGCUUACGAUACUGUUCGACCACCUCGUGGGAAGUGGCUGGUGAAGAGCAGCCGCGAAGCCUGCGAGAUUUAUGAGUGGAACCACCCGGACACUAUGCGUGACUGGGACAAAUGUCUCAAAGACCUCGAGGAAAGAUCGCACAAGAUCUGGGACUAUGAUAUCGAAGAAAUGAUCAGUUGUUUGGAAGCUGAGUUUGCGGAUCAAAUCCAGUCUCGUUUGCAGCCUCGACGAGACCCUGGCCUCCCGAGGGCUGUUGCACCACUGAGAGUCAAGGAUGCCAUUGCGACGUAA
Molecule: messenger RNA, 309 nt
Organism: Colletotrichum lupini
Lineage: Eukaryota; Fungi; Ascomycota; Sordariomycetes; Glomerellales; Glomerellaceae
Product: salicylate hydroxylase
Exons: 1
Coding region: 1-309 (102 amino acids)
Biological process (GO): secondary metabolite biosynthetic process
Source: RefSeq, a predicted model, not a curated record